This is a messenger RNA of Myzus persicae (green peach aphid), 4218 nucleotides long. RefSeq names its product myb-like protein X. The annotation marks the transcript as partial. The transcript has 7 exons. The record is from RefSeq and is a predicted model, not a curated record. Lineage: Eukaryota; Metazoa; Arthropoda; Insecta; Hemiptera; Aphididae.
AUGUCCAUGGUAUAUUACAUUGGAGAAGAAAUGAUAUUGGCAGCUUUUGAAAUGAGUGGUGGCACAGUCAAGGUCAUGAGUUUGAAUCUCACACGAAAUGCAAUAUCACUCACUAUUGAUCCCAAAACUCCAGAGGAUAAGUGGUCAACGCUAGAAAGUUCCACAGAUCAAAAUGACUUGAAAAAAAUUUCAAAACUGUGUAAAAUUUAUCUUAAUAACUUCAACGAAAAAUUAGAAAACACGAAAACUAGUGCUAAUAAAAAAUUGCCUGAACCAAAUAAGACAACGGAAGAUAUAGCUAAUUUAGUUAGUGAAAUAAAAACUCAAGUAAAAAAUGCAUCUGUAGAUCUUGUAACUGUAAGAAAGUUAGUGCAAAAAACUGCUUUACGAUUUAGAGACACAUUCAAAUCGCUUGUAUCAUUUACUGAAUUAGAAAAUGACUCUGUGAAUAAAGAAUUAGAAAGUAUUAAGAAAACAGCAGUUGAUAGUAAAAAACCAUUGGUAAAUCGUGUUAUACGGUCAUUUGGAAAUCGUCAUUCAAAAACUGUGAAUGAUAAUGCUUUAAAAGCAUUGGAUACUUUUUUUGAAGGCAUGAAAUCGGUAAAAUCAGUGAAAAAAAAAGUUAAGACUGUUGGAGAAAAUGCACUGGAUGAAAUAAAAGCAGGGAAUGAUAUUAUUAAACUUAAAAAUGCAGUUGAAUUAGCUAAGGCAUUGAAAUUGAAAUUCGAAGAUGAAUGGAAUCUUGAUUCCGGAGAAUUAACUUACAGUGAUGAACAAAAGAAAACUAAUACACAAGUAUUAGAUGAAAAUAAGUCUGAUGUCCAGGAAAACGAAGAAGAUACGAAUAAGAUUGAGAAUGUUUCAAUAAAUGAUAUACAAACUGGUUUACCGAAAACCGAACAAGGAGCGAUUGAAAAUAAUAAAACAAAUGGAAUUCCAACUACUCAGGAUGAAAUUGAAAAACUUCCUAUGGAUAAUAUCCAAACCUCUGAUAAAGCAGUUUCUUCAAUUGAGGAAAUACAAUUAACUUCCGCGGAAGAAAAUAUGGACGAAACUAAGACAAUUCCUGAAACAGAAAAUAGUACUAUGGAUACUAAUGUUUCUAAUACUAUAUAUUCCCCAAUAAAAGAAAAUCCAUUAAUUAAUAACACAGAAAAUAAAGACAAAACAGUCAUCGUUCAACCUCAAGUUUCAAAUAAAGACCAAAAUUCAAUAAAUGAUGAUAAUUUAAAACCAGAUUCUUCUGGUCAAGAAAUAUCAUUUAACCCUGAUAGCAAUAACGACGCGGCUACCCAACUCACAGAAUCGACUGAUAACAAAAUAGGUAAGCAAUAUGAUCCUAAUCAGUACAUUUUAAAAAUUUUAGACGAUGCAAAUCAUAGAAGUGGAAUUGGUGGUAUGAAGAAGACUACUUAUUAUAAAAUGUUAGCAGUGGCUCAUAAUUUGAAUCAUGAAACACAAGAAAUGGAAAAUGCAGCAUUGUAUGCAAUGAAUAAAAUACAUGAGGGAAAAAUAGCUGCAACUAAUUUACAAAAAAAGUUUAAUAAGGAAAAAGCAUCUAAAGCUUGUUAUAUAAGAAAUAUUUUAGCAGCACAAGAGAAUGAAAAUGACAAAAAAAAUAAAGACGAAAAUAAGGAAAAAGUAAAAGAAAGUUUAAAUGAGGACGAUAACAAAGAACCAUUAAAACAAGAUGUUAACUUAGAUUCAGUCGAUGCCUUACAGCCAUCAACAAUUAACGAUGAUAAUGAACCAAUUAUAAAUAACAACGAAGAAACAAAAACGCAGAAUGAAAUAGAUGAAUUGAUAAAUACAGAUCACGAUACUGAAAUACCGGAAAACUCGGAAACUGAAAAGGUUGAUUCAAACAAAGAGCAUGCUCCUCAAGAAGAAAAUGUUGAAGAAAGUACAUCUGUUAAACCCAAAGUGAAACGUCGCAGGAAGAUAAUAGAUCCCAAAGAUGGUAAAGAAAUAUCUGAAGAAUACGAAGUAUCAGAAGAAGACGAAAACAAUUUAAAUAAGUCAGGUGAGAAACAAUCUGAUGAAAAUAAAGGUUUAGAUUCGUCAGAUAAUACUAAUACCGAACACGAUACGGAAACACCGGAACACUCGGAAGCUGAACCAGUGGAUUCAAACGAAGAGCAUGCUCCUCAAGAAGGAAAUGAUGAAGAAAGUACAUCUGUUAAACCCAAAGUGAAACGUCGCAGGAAGAUAAUAGAUCCCAAAGAUGGUAAAGAAAUAUCUGAAGAAUACGAAGUAUCAGAAGAAGACGAAAACAAUUUAAAUAAGUCAGAGCAUGCUCCUCAAGAAGGAAAUGAUGAAGAAAGUACAUCUGUUAAACCCAAAGUGAAACGUCGCAGGAAGAUAAUAGAUCCCAAAGAUGGUAAAGAAAUAUCUGAAGAAUACGAAGUAUCAGAAGAAGACGAAAACAAUUUAAAUAAGUCUAUUGAGAAAAAUUCCAAUACAUCUCGAGAUUUAAAAACACAACCAGCCGUUGGUUAUGUAGCAGAUAAAGAUCUUGAAAAUAUCACAAGAGAAACAGUUGAUUUGGAAGAAAAUGAAAACCUUAAUAGUUUAGAUGAUGAGAAAAUGAAUUGUGUCUACAAUGAUAAUAUAAUACCAGCAGCAGAAAGUAUGGGAGAAGAUUCAUCAUCAGAGGAAGCUAAUAAUGGAGAACCCAAUCAACGUUCCUUCAAGGAUCCUAACAAUGGGCAAGAAAUAACGGAAAAAUAUGAUACAAGUGAAGGAGAGAAGGAUGUUUCAUCAGUGAUAGAUCAAAACAUUAAUGCGACUCCCCUAACACCUAAUGUAGAAUCAACAGACCACAAUAUUAAUGAACCUGAUUCAGAAAGACCAAAAUAUGAAGAAAGCCAAGAAUACAAGAGAAGCCAUGAAAAUGUAGAACCAUCAGAAAAUGAAGAAAACUCAGAAUACAAUCAUUCAAAUAAACAAACAGAGGUCAAUGAGCAUGAACCAGACCGAAAGUCUAACGAAGGAUUAGAUAAGUCGAAGGAUAUAGAAGAACAAAUUGAAGGAGAAGAAUCAGUAGAAUAUGAAACAGUUGAAGAAGAUGAUAAUAAAGUUGACAAAUUGAAAACUCUAAAUACGGAUUCAACUGACCAAUUUGAUGAAAAACCAAUAUCUAAUUCAAUUAAAGGGAAUAUUGAUUCAAAUGAAGUCCAAGAUGUAAAUUCAAAUGAAGAGCCUAAAUAUGUUAACGAAAACAACACCGAACCAGAAGUUGUUAACGAUGGAUAUAACGAUAAUUAUCCAGUAGAAGAACGUGGCGUCAACUCUGAGCCUAUGCCUUCGGAUGGUUAUAACGUUGAAGAUAAUAUACCGGAAACUGAAAAUGGAGAACCAACUGAAAAAGAUGUUGAUGAAACUUUAAACAAUAAAAAACCACGACGCCGUAGGAAUUCGAGGAAACCUAAAUCAGUUAAUGAAAAUGAAAACGAACCAGAAGUUGUUAACGAUGCAUAUAACGAUAAUUAUCCAGUAGAAGAUCAAGGUGUCAACUCUGAGAAUAUGCCUUCGGAUGGUAAUAACGUUCAAGAUACAAUACCGGAAAUUAAAAAUGGAGAACACACUGAUAACGACAAUGAGACAGAACAACCUGAAUUAACUGAAUAUCCUGAGAAUGCACUUGAAGCGCCAGAAGCUUCACCUGAAAAUGAUGUUGGUGAAACCAUGAACAAUGGAAAACCACGACGCCGUAGGAAAUCAAAAAAACCAAGAUCUGAUAUAGUAAAUGAAAACGAACCAGAAGUUAUUAACGAUGAAAGUAACGAUAAUUAUCCGGUAGAAGAACGAGGUGUCAACUCUGAGAAUAUGCCUUCGGAUGGCAAUAACGUUGAAGAUAAUGUACCAGAAACUAAAAAUGGUGAACCCAUAGAUAACGACAAUGAGAUACGACAACCUGAAUUAUCUGAAUAUCCUGAGAAUGCACUUGAAGCGCCAGCAGCUUCACCUGAAAAUGAUAUUGGUGAAAAUAUAAAUAAUGGAGAACCACGACCACGUAAAGUCAGACGCCGUAGGAAAUCAAGAAAACCUAAAUCUGUUAAAGGAAAUGAAAACAUACCAGAAGUUGUUAACGAUGGAAGUAACGAUAAUUAUUCUGUUGAAGAUCAAGGAAUCAACUCUGAGCCAAUGCCUUCGGAUGAUUAUAACGUUCAAGAUACAACACCAGUAACCGAAGAUGUGCAACCCACUGAAAACGAU